Calliphora vicina (urban bluebottle blowfly) is the source of this 1068-nucleotide messenger RNA. RefSeq lists its product as uncharacterized. The record is from RefSeq and is a predicted model, not a curated record. Lineage: Eukaryota; Metazoa; Arthropoda; Insecta; Diptera; Calliphoridae. The transcript has 5 exons. Bases 1 to 1068 code for a protein of 355 amino acids.
AUGGCAACCGCAAAUUUCAACCCUGUUUUCAAAAUUGUAAAAGUUAUAUUAAUUUUUUCCACACUUUGUCAAGCUCAAGAGAACUUCACUGAGUAUGAGCGCAUGCCAGCUUUAUAUAAAUUCGACAAUUAUCAGAACUGCGUAAAUCGUAAUGAUCCUGAACCUUUAGCGUACCCAGCUAAAUAUUGUAUGGUGUAUGUGGAAAUACAGCCGGACAAUAACUCCUUAACAUGGCAACAAAUUGAGUUAAUAAGUGCAAAUAGAUUUAAGUACCGUCAUGAUCAUCUAUUUCGGGGUGUGUGCAUGGAAAGAUGUAAAGAUUUUCUAGUAAAUAAUGAAAAUAAAAUAAAUGUAGAUAAAGGUUUUUUAACUAAUGAGCAAACGGAAAUAUUUCAACAAUAUCACAAUAAUUCAUUGGAUCAUACCAUGCGUUAUCAGUAUCACAAUGAAAUUCAUGAAUGCAUUAACCAGAAAUAUUUGGACAACUAUAAUUUAAGUACAAAGACUUUUGUCAGUUAUUGUAUGGAUCCUAAAGAAAGCAGACAAAAAGAUACUUAUUUUUAUUUAACUAUACUUGUGAUCAUCAUAUUAAUACUGCUGAAUAUAAUUUCAUCCAUAUAUGAUGGCAUUGUAAAAGCCCAACAAUUAAAACCUGAUGACAAAUAUUAUGAAGUUAAACAUAAUGAUAAAGUUGACCGAUAUCUGACAUCAUUUUCUAUAUACCGGAAUUACAAACGUUUGGUGGUGGCCAACAAAAGUGACAUUGGCAUGGAUUUGAGUUUUCUAGACGGCUUUCGUGCAAUUUUAUGUCUACUAAUUAUUCUCGAACAUUCGCUACUUGUACAAUUCGCCCACCUCGAGAAUCCCGAUUACUUAGAGACAACUUGGAGUCAAUUGGGCACAAAAUUAUUCAUUCAUGCAUUUGUUUGGUUGGAAUUGUUUUUUGUUUUGAGUGGUCUCUUGAUGUUUGUUAAGUUCGAAAAGUCUCAAUACAUAACGCCUAAGUCAUCGUUCAUGGAUUGUGUUCAUGUUUUUGUGCGUCUGCUUGUUUCGCGAUAUUUGCGGUAA